AUGGGCGCGAAGAAACGAGACAAGGCAACCGUGCCUGCCGCCACGACGGCUGCUUUUCGCUUACCUGAACCAGACAGGACUGUUCAGCUCACUGUCCCAGUUGUCAUUCCGCCGGUUGAUUUCGAGGCCGAGGAGGCCGCCGAAGACUCGAGCCUUGCCUCUCUGGCCAAUGGACUGCCACGAAAGGUCCAACUGCAGCACCUCCCGCUCUUGAGCCACCCUGUCAGAAUCAGUGCGAUUGACAACUUCCUCACAGAGGAGGAAUGCCUCGGCUGGAUCAGCUGGGGAGAGAGAAAGGGCUUUGAGGAGGCUAAGCAGAAGGCCAACUCGGUAUACGCGCAUCGAGACAACGGCCGCAUCGAGUUCAGCAGCCCGGAUAUUGCCUAUCUUAUAUGGCUUCGGAUCAAGGCCUUUGUGCCGGAUUUCGUCGGCAAGCCAGCGCGGGCUGCCCUUGGCUGCUCUCCACGCAUCCGAGUUUAUCGCUACGUCAAGGGGCAAAGGUUCGGCCAGCAUGUGGACGGUAGUCGCGACGAGCCCGAGAUGGGCGGGCGCACGCAUUUCACCGUGUUAGUAUAUUUGAAUGGCGGCGAACGCGAUCCAAAGGACCUCCAGGUUCGUGGUGGUGAGACGGUUUUCUGGAAGGAUCAUGACGGCAAGCGACCCGCUCUCGCUUUUCCACCCACUCGUGGUGUCUGCCUCUUCCAUGGCCAUGGAGACGAGUGCAUGACUCACGAGGGUGCGGGCGUGGAGGCAGGUGAACCAGCGGUGUUGCAGUCGUGUUUGCUGGAGAUCUGCGAACCUGAAGGCGCUGCAGCGCCGGUGUACAGACCCGGCCCCGAGGAAAACUUCGAGGCUAUCUGGAUUGGCUUUGCCCGUUCUCGAACUCGAAACGCCGAGUCAACCUUGUACAUCAACUGCGGACUCCUUCAACCGAACUGGAAACUCCGUGAAGCUCGCUGGGCGGAAGCGAUCGAGACCAGUUGUUGUGCGCAGAACUGCAAAGGCGCGCAGAAUUGUAGGGCCACGGCCACCGUCGAGAAGGAACCAGAUCAUCCCACCGUUGUGUCGGAGGGAGCCACUCCGGAUGUCGACCUUCGAUUCCUCAUGCCGACGGACCUUACGCUGGCAAGGGAAAGCAGGCGCAAUCUCUCCGAGAAAUCGACGCAUUCCUGCGACAGCCUGGCACAUGCAGCGAUUUCUGGUGCAUCCAGAGCAGCAAGACAACUGCCGCGGACAGUGACGACGGAUCUCUCGCCGACUGCUUCCAGCCAGCUGCCACGAACGCUGACGCCCGAUACAGCAGGCGCCAGACCCAGGCUGUCGCGGACGCUGACGCCCGAAGUGUCGAGGCAGCUGAUGCGGCAGGACAGCAAGAACCUUCGUGGAAAUGCCAUUGGGUACUUUGAGGUGGACACCGAGAUCGUCCGAGGCAUCUCACUACGCCAGACACUUCGACAGGCCAAUGCAAUCUGGCUCCGGCCGCCGGCCACACUGCCAGAGGAAGAGAGAGCGAAGCUCUACGAAAGGUCCCGUCCGGUGCAGCAUUUCGACAUCUUCCUCUCCCACACCUGGAGCACAGAUGGAAAGUGGAAGGCCUUUGCUCUUCUCUUCCGCACGGGCUGGCCUGUCAUGCUGCUCCUCAACGCUCUGUCGGUGUGCCUGACCAUGAUGCUGUGCGUGACCCGAUUGCUCCCCAUGACUUUCGACUACGAGCCACCCGUUGUUGACUUCACCGGAAGCAGCAAGCUCGGAGGCUGGCUGAUUCCGGCGAGCAUGCUCGGCUCUGUCCUCGGCCUUGCGCUCUCCCCGUUCUUGCCCUCCAGCACGGGAAACUCCUGCUUUCUGGACGUUGUCAGCGUGCAUCAAUCGGACCAGCAGCUGAACGAGCGGGGAAUAUACGGAAUCGGAGGCUUCUUGGCUGUGUCCCGCGAGAUGCAGGUCCUUUGGAGCAAGCCGUACCUCUCGCGGCUGUGGUGCAUUUUUGAGCUCGCCGCCUACCGCACUGCCAACCCGAAGGGCAAGAUCACCCUUGCGCCGCUGUAUGUUGAGCAGAUUGUUGCCGUGAUCCUGAUCUGUGCCUACGGCAUGGCCGCAACCUUUGUGAUUGCCCGGGUCCUGAUCCAGGAACGUUUUCGUGUGGUGGUCUAUGGAGUUGCCGCGCUGCCAGCAUUGGUGGUCGUUCACAUGCUGCGCAAAGUCUUCCAAGACAGGCAACAACUGGUGUCCGACCUCCACAGCUUCGAUCUGGAUGCCGUUCGAUGUCAAAACGAUUUUGAUCGCGAGUUCAUCCACACGGCUAUCCUCAAGUGGUACGGAAGCAAGGACUCUUUCCGGGACUUUGUGAAAGGCCCCCUCCGCCAGGAGCUGGUGGGGAAGGGCAGCAGGAUACACCUCUCUGGCCCUUACCUCGCCUUGCUCGUGCUUGUCGCCAUGACACCAGGCUUGGAGUUCACGUUGGCGAUCUACGGUGCAAACGCCCCGCUUCGUUCCAUACUUGCGAAUGCCGUGGCUGGAGUGCUGGGAUUCUCUGUGCUGUGGACGAUUUUCUCUGCAAGAGUGCUCCUCUACUUUUGCGACAUCGCGGCGAAGCCCAUCUUUUCAAAGCGAUUCGACUGGCUGCAGUCGACGCUGGUAUUCGCAAUCUUUGGUCCAAUCUGGAGUUCUGGGGCCGCCUUUGCGACGAUGUCGCA
This is a messenger RNA of Symbiodinium sp. CCMP2456, 2690 nucleotides long. The record is from the annotation of a GenBank genome assembly. Lineage: Eukaryota; Dinophyceae; Suessiales; Symbiodiniaceae.